Molecule: messenger RNA, 2497 nt
Organism: Aethina tumida (small hive beetle)
Lineage: Eukaryota; Metazoa; Arthropoda; Insecta; Coleoptera; Nitidulidae
Product: dnaJ homolog dnj-5
Exons: 5
Coding region: 76-2406 (776 amino acids)
Molecular function (GO): dopamine receptor binding
Source: RefSeq, a predicted model, not a curated record
AGCAAACGACAAAAUAGUGUUUAUGUGCCAAAAUGUUUUAACGAAUGCAUGUGUUGUAAGCCAUAGACCAAAAAUAUGGGCGAUAAAAAGCGAAAUUUCACAAACGAAGCCAUGGAGCAAAUAAUAGGCAACAUGACGGCGGAAAUGCAAAAUACCGACGGCCAAUAUGUGCCCCUGGCCUUUACGCCGCCACCAACAACCGAAAUGAAUUGGAACCAACCCCAAAAUUCAUACAUCAACCAUUUCGGCGUGCACAGUCCCGAACCGAUGAUGAACCAUCCCACCAUUGAUCCAUACAAUCCGAACUCAUAUAAUUACAUCCCGCCACCAGCCAAUUUAUUCGACCCCUCGCCGUUCAAGACUAUACCUAUAAACGAUUACGAACAGUAUAAGCCCAUUCCGAAUGGCGGCAACGAUCUCAAUUUACUAGACAGGUUUAUUUUAAGCCCUAGUGUUCAGAAUAUACCAGACAAUAUUUUGAAUCAGCCCCAGUCUGAACCUCCACAUCCGACCAACCAUACACUGAUAGAUAAUCUGGUUGGAAAUUGGGUUAUACCAAACAAUUCUGGGACAUACUCACCAUUUGGCACAGAAACAUUCAAGCCAAGUGUUUUUGAGGUUCAUCCUGAGAGAGAUAAUAUUGGACAUGUUAUUAACAAUCAUCAGUUUAUUGAUGAGCCUAAAUAUGUAUCAAGUUUGGAUCAAGGUAAUGAGGAUAAGCAGUUUUCAUUUAACAGGGAUCAUAGGAAGCCUAGAAUGGUUGCUGAGGUUAAACCAAUGAGGCCCAGUUAUUCUGAUGUUUUGACUAAACCUGUACCAUUGACCACUGCUAAACCUUUAAAGAAUGAUGUGAAAGAGACCAAACCCAAGAAGGAGAAUAAGAAAACUACAAAAAAUGAUAAAUCUCAAAAGAGUAAUAAUAAUAUAAACCGUACAUUGAACAAUGAUAUUAAAGAUCUGAAUGUUGACAAAAGUCAGUUUACAAAAUCUGACAAGAAUGUAAAAACCAAUAAGACCAACCAAAUGCCUCGAAAAUGGGCAUCUCUCGACAACAUAGCUGAUCCAUCUAGCACCAAAACAGAUGACAAGAAGAAAAAAUCGGAUGACAAGGAUAAAAAUUAUAUAAAACAGAGCAAAAAGGUCAACAAAACAGUCAGUGAUAUAACUGAUAUCGAAACAGUUCCUAUUAAAACUGAAUCUUUGAUGAACAACAAGAAUGGAGUGAAGAAAAUUGUAAAACCCAUUGGAAGACCUAAACCAAAUGAUUCCUUUGCAAACAGUGAAAGACCACCAGGAAAAAGAAAUCAAAGGACUAGGAAAAGGGAAACACAUGUACCUUUUGGCUUUGUAGGACAAAAACUGAAACAGUACACCAAAGGAUGGUGGAGACUAUUUAUGGUGUGCCUCCUGUGGUUAUUCAACCUUGUUUCUGACAUAUGCAGUCUAAGCAUCCAUAUUAGCCGUGAUUUGGCGGUGAACUCGUGGUCGUGGAUGAGAACCCACGGUUCGACGUUGCUGACGUCGACUGCGGACGUUUUCAAACGCAUCAAAGUUUUCACGUGGCUCUUGGAGAAGUUCAAGGGGAAGAAGAAGGAGGAGGAGACGGAACAACACAGUAGUUUUGCACACAAUGGGUUACAGAACAACAUCAACAUGCCCACGACCGGUGACGAGGCAAUGCGAAGACUGCUGGCCUGCAAGGGGAAGGAUCCUUAUAGUAUACUCGGGGUUACGCCAACGUGCACUGACGACGACAUUAAACGAUACUACAAGAGACAAGCAUUUUUGGUACAUCCAGACAAGAAUCCACUUCCAGGCGCUGAAGAAGCAUUUAAAAUUUUGGUCCAUGCAUUCGACAUGAUCGGCGAACCCGAAAGGAGAGCUGCCUAUGACAGAGGUGUGGUGGAGUCGGCGCAAGUGGUGCAGGCGUGGAGCGAACUGAACGACCUGCUGCAACAGCUGCAGCAAAAGGUGGAGGCGGCCGCGAACACGAUCCGUUGCAGCGCGUGCGGCUUCCGCCACAAACGGAUAAAGAUCGACCGGCCGAGCUACGCGGCCCGAAAUUGCAACCAGUGCAAGAUCCAUCAUGCGGCCCGCGAGGGCGACAUCUGGGCGGAGGCCAAGGUGCUCGGCUUCCUGUGGCACUACUACGCCUGCAUGGAGGGCGCCGUCUACGACAUCACCGAAUGGGCCGGCUGCCAGAAGGAGAGCCUCAAACACCUGAAACCGGACUCGCACCACGUGCAGUACAGGAUCGCGCUGGGGAAACAGAACAAUCCGCCUAGGAGGCACAGCAACUCGCCGCGCACCGAACGGCCGGACCUGGAGAACUUACUUAACACGCUCUACGGACAGAACGACAACGCGCAAGGCACGCGCCGUAGGUCGAAGAAGGCGAAUAAAUAAUUUCGGCUAAGGUUUCAGUUUUAGGCAAAUUUCCUUUUUAACCAGCAUCGCUCCAUAUGUAAUUAUGCGCUUAAUAAAUGUUUACGACAUA